GUUGUAUAGCCAUUUCAAUGCUUUUCGUGCGAAAAGAUCACUGCCACAAGAUUGAGUUUACGCUGCACAAUGAAUUUUGACCAAUGAUAAGCAGUUACAGGCUUAAGCCCUGAACUUUAAUGGCGUCCUCCACGACUCGAAAGCAAGUGGCUUGACAAGACGUCCCCGUCCUUUGAAAACAUGUCUGAGGGUGGAGAACAACCAGAAAAAAGAGAACGACCAAUGUACAGCUGGGUUGAUGUUACUGCAGAGUUUAAAAAUGCUGCAUCUCAGCUUUCCCUUGGGGAACUUCUCCAUGACUCAUCAUUUGGGCUGUUUGAAGCAAUGUCAGCAAUUGAAAUGAUGGAUCCCAAGAUGGAUGCAGGAAUGCUGUGUAACCAGAUCAGCCGCAAAGUAUAUAACUUAGAGCAAGCGGUGGAGGAAGGUUUAGUAAAGAUUGACAACUUAACACCACAGGAGCUCAUAGGUACCAUGGAUGCUUCUCUGGCUACAUUGGUGACUUGGCUAGAGGGACACUCUCUUGCACAGACUGUCUUCACAAACCUGUAUCUUCACAAUCCUUAUAUCAUUGAAGACCGUUGUUUGAAAGCCUUCUCCAUUGUCAUCCUAAAGACAGUGGACAUCAUUCGAGAGCGAAUUAAUCGUGCUGGCUGCUUUGAAGAGGAGGAUUUUCAGCCCAUGUCCUAUGGUUUUAAAAUGGCAGGAGAUGUAACAGAGGUUAGAGCAGCUGGGAUGUUGAAAGAAAUUGAAGAUGAGCUUGGCAGGACAAUCAGAACAACACGUCAGAAAGCCAAAGGAUCUGAGACCUCUGGUGAUGAAUCAGAAACUACGCAUGUCUUGGCUCAGGCAGUUCAUAGCCGUGUUCGCUUCUAUCGACAUUUUUACGCGCUUCUUCUUCUCUUUAGUAAAGAUAAGACUGAAGGACUUCCACAAGCUCAGAAAUUGAUUAUACAACUCCAAGAGUUGGUUCCCUUAAUGCAUUCUUCAUUACAUCUAGGCAUUCAAGCUCCCAACAGGGAGGCCUCAAAAAAUGAUUACCCAACCAUCAUGGGGUUUGAACCCCUCAUCAAUCAGCGCUUACUCCCACCCACAUUUCCAAGAUAUACUGUAAUCCGUUCUCGUGCUGAGUCUCUUGAUUACAUCACCAGUUUGCUUCAGCGAUUGCAUACUGUCACCAUGGUAACCGAGCUGACAUCCUUACAUGCAGCCCUGGAAAUGUUUAUGGAGUUUAGUAAGUCUCUUCCUUGUGUGUUAGCGCGGUCUAUUUUACAGCUAACUCUGCUUCCACCCAACCGGCGCAUUUUUGGCAUGAAUCCAGUUGUGGACUCCUUGAAAGAGACCAUUCGCAGCUUCAUCGCCCCUCCUGUCCUGUCUCCCAAAUGCUCCCUGUACAACAAUUCACAGGCUAAAGACUAUGUAGAUGCACUGCUUACUCGAGCUGCACGACCUAUGUGCACUCUUUUUCAAAUCACUGGUCAUAACCGAGCACGCCAACGGGACAAGUGGGCCCAUGUACUUGAAGAUCUUUCAAAUCUUCAAGAGGAGGCUGACAAGGUGGAUGCUUACCUACACAGCCUGUUGAUAAAGACAGAACCCAACCGAAGCCACUUAGCAUGCCUUGGUACCUGGGUGCUGUACCACACGCUACAGACAAUGAUCAACUACACUCUGGCAGGCUUUGAGCUGGAGUUGUAUGCACCGUAUGAGUAUCACUAUGUGUACUGGUAUCUCUCGGAGCUUCUCUUUGCCUGGCUUGUCUCCACUCUCCAUAGAGCUGACAACUUCUUGCUUGAACAUGAGACUCUGUCUGACCAACAGAAGGGCCGCAGCAACAAAAAGAAUAAGAAGAAAAAGCGUCCACGAAGCCUUAGCCGUGAAAUAACAGUGGCACAGGCACAGCAACAAAUGUUUGGUGCUUACUUUAAAGCUGUGAUGGGGCUGCAGCUUGACGGCAAGAUGAAGCACCGUCAGUUUGAGUUUGACAGCGAGGAAGUACGGUACAGUCAUCGCUUUGCACCCUUUGUCAGUGUUGUCACACCAUCCAUGAUACAUUAUUCUCAGUACAAGGAUAUGUCAGACCUUUCGCACAAUGGCAUUGAGCCUGCUCCAGAAGAUCUUUAUGGUGCAUCUUGCAAAGGUUUCCAUCAAGCGAAAUGUCUGCUGGAGUCCCUGCAAAUGCAAACAGAGGAGGUCCAGUCUCUCCUGCGGGUUGCCAAGACAAACUUUGUGGUCAUGAAGCUGCUGGUCAGUGGACACAAGAAAGAGUCAGUGGAUCCACCAGAAUUUGAUUUUGGACAACACAAAGUGUACCCAGUUAUCAAAGUGGUGUGAACACUUGCAUAGCAUGGGAUAAAAAACUUUUCUCUGGAGUAGACUACUUGGUGCAGUUUUAGAACAGUGGUGUUACUGAGGUCUGUUGUCUGCUGUGAUCACAAUCUUUGGCUCAUCUGUCAAAAGUGGGAGUCACUGUGAUAGACAUUUUGACUUUCUUUACCCUACUCCAUCCACCAAAUGUUCCACUCAGUUCAUUGAGAAUAAUGAACAAGGCUUUUUGUAAAAGAUGAUUCAGCUUGGAAUUGUUUGCUUUUGUCAUUUUUCAUUUAAUUUUAUUAAAAUGGUUUAUAACACA
Messenger RNA from Pomacea canaliculata, 2629 nucleotides. RefSeq names its product N-alpha-acetyltransferase 35, NatC auxiliary subunit-like. The record is from RefSeq and is a predicted model, not a curated record. Gene Ontology annotation, cellular component: NatC complex. Gene Ontology annotation, biological process: N-terminal peptidyl-methionine acetylation. Bases 181 to 2331 code for a protein of 716 amino acids. Lineage: Eukaryota; Metazoa; Mollusca; Gastropoda; Architaenioglossa; Ampullariidae. The transcript has 19 exons.